Aspergillus melleus is the source of this 1107-nucleotide messenger RNA. RefSeq lists its product as uncharacterized. Bases 1 to 1107 code for a protein of 368 amino acids. Gene Ontology annotation, molecular function: pyridoxal phosphate binding; L-aspartate:2-oxoglutarate transaminase activity. The transcript has 3 exons. Lineage: Eukaryota; Fungi; Ascomycota; Eurotiomycetes; Eurotiales; Aspergillaceae. Gene Ontology annotation, cellular component: cytosol. The record is from RefSeq and is a predicted model, not a curated record. Gene Ontology annotation, biological process: L-aspartate biosynthetic process.
AUGGCCAUCCAAACUGCAACGCUAACAACGACCAACACCCCCUCGCUGUUCGAAACGGCGCCCUUCAUCCCGGCAGAUGCCAUCUUCGCCCUCACGGCGCAAUACAAUGCCGACAGUUCUCCCAAGAAAGUGAAUCUCGGACAGGGAGCGUAUCGCGAUGAGCACGCUCAACCGUGGAUUCUACCAUCCGUGCAGAAGGCCCGGGACAUGCUGGCCCAGGAGAAGCUGAAUCAUGAAUACUUGCCGAUUCUAGGCCAUGCCGGGUUCCGGAAAGCUGCGCCUCGGACGGCCCUGGGAUUAGAUCUGUUUGGAAGGGUGGAGAACAAAAUCGCCGCCUGCCAAAGUAUCUCCGGUACAGGAGCCCUUCAUCUGGCAGCCCUCCUACUCAAAUACUGCCGCCAGCCACUCCCCAACGUCUACAUCCCCUCACCCACAUGGUCAAACCACCACCAAGUAUUCGCCUCUCUUGGAUUCAACUGCCACUCCUUCCAAUACUACGACGACGCCAAAAAAGCCCUAGACAUCGACUCGUACAUCUCCGCCCUCCAAGCAGCCGAACCCCACUCCAUCGUCAUCAUCCACGCCUGCGCGCAUAACCCGACAGGUUGCGAUCCCAACAAGGAGCAAUGGAAGCAGAUCGGCCGCAUCGUCAAGGAGAAACAACUCUUCCCGCUGUUCGAUGCCGCGUAUCUAGGUUUUAACUCGGGAAAUCUGGACGACGAUGCCUUUGCCAUUCGGUACUUUGUCGACGACCUGCAACUAGAGGUCGGCGUUUGCAUGUCUUUUGCGAAGAAUAUGGGUCUUUACGGAGAACGAGUCGGCUGUGUCUUCGUGGUCACGAAGACCGAAACAACAGCCACGAACACGCAAUCCGUGCUUGAAAUGCUACAGCGCUCCGAGGUAUCCAACCCGCCCGCCUACGGAGCCAAGAUCGCGUCUACGAUCCUGAACGACGACGCGCUUCGGGCGAUGUGGUACGAGGAUUUGAUCACGAUGAGUUCGCGCAUCCGGGCUAUGAGAACGGCAUUGUAUGAUCAUCUGAAUCAGUCUGGUAAGCCAGCGUAUCUACCCGGGCAGAUUUUAUGGGGCAUGGCUAAUCGAGUGUGA